AUGGCCAGCCCCGCUAUCAUGGAAAAGCUGGAGGAUCCUAUCGUGGCAAAGAUCGAGCAGCUCGACCGCCAUGGGUACCUUUUUGGUCAGAAAAUCACACAUUCCCUGUCACCUCUCCUGCACAGCACCAUCUACGAAGGGAUCGGUCUGAAAUGGGAGCAAAUGCGACUGGACUCGGCCGACAUGGCACUGUUCCUGGAACUCAUCAAGCACCCCAAGUUCUACGGCAGCUCCGUCACCAUGCCUAACAAGGUCGCCAUCAUCCCGCACCUUGACGAGCUGACGGAUGAGUGCCGCGACGUCGGCGCCUGCAACACCCUCUUCAUCAGAGAACGUGACGGCAAGCGGAUAUACUGCGGCACCAACACGGACGUCAUCGGCGUGCGUGAGUCCUUCGUCCAAAACGUCGCUGACCCGGACGCCAUCUACCACAACAAGCCCGCCCUCGUCAUUGGCGGCGGCGGUGCCGCUCGCAGUGCCGUCUACGCCCUGCGCAAGUGGAUGAAGGCCACCGACAUCUACCUCGUCAACCGCGACAAGAGCGAGGUCGACGCCGUUAUCGCAGAGUGCACGUCGCGGGGCUAUGGAGACAACAUGUACCACGUCUCCACCGUCCAGGAGGCGACGGAGCUUGACGCCCCCGGCGCCAUCGUUGCCUGCGUCCCCAACUUCCCUCCCAAGACCCCCGAGGAGAUUGUGGCCCGUGAGAUUAUCGUCGAGUUCCUGUCAAAGGACCGCAAGGGCGCCAUCCUCGAGAUGUGCUACAACCCUACCCCCUUCACUGAGAUUGCCGCCCUUGCGGAGGACGCUGGCUGGCAAGUCAUCCUUGGCACCGAGGCCAUGAUUUACCAGGGCUUGGAACAGGACCGUUACUGGACUGGCAAGGAGGUUGACCAAUUGCCCGUUCAGGCAGUAAAGGAGGUGAUUGCGGCCAAGCUGUCACAACAUUCAAAAUUGUAA
Colletotrichum truncatum is the source of this 960-nucleotide messenger RNA. Its product is annotated as quinate dehydrogenase. The record is from RefSeq and is a predicted model, not a curated record. NCBI's taxonomy places the organism in Eukaryota, Fungi, Ascomycota, Sordariomycetes, Glomerellales, Glomerellaceae. Gene Ontology annotation, biological process: shikimate metabolic process; chorismate biosynthetic process. Gene Ontology annotation, molecular function: shikimate 3-dehydrogenase (NADP+) activity.